AUGAACGAGCACGUGGCAGCUCAGCAAGCGAACCAGGUUCUUUGGCUUGCCGCCACCGCCAUGAGCGUGUUCUUGCGCUUGAAUGAGCACUGCCGCAGAUUUUCCUGCGAUGUGGAGAUGUUUGCGGUAGCCAUCUUCGCUAUCUUAGGCUUCUGCAUACCGCAUGCUGACCUAUACGAGCAUAGUUUCGAUGUGCAUGAGAUCAUGGCAGCGACGUUCGAACCGGUCGCUCUGGCACUAUCAGCGUCAGCACUGCCAUUGCGGUGCUCCAGGUUCCUCCUUGUCGUGUUCUCAUACAGCGCGUCCUUCCUGAUCCGGUAUAUCCUGACCAAGAAUGCCGCUUACUUGGCAGAUGCCGCCUUGAUAUUCGUGAUCCCCUUGUUUGCAUGCCUGUGCCUGAUGCAGCGUGAUCGGCUCCUGCUGGAGGGCGUGGCGGCAGAGAAGCAGUUGGAGGAGUGCAUGGCCAAGAUGGUCGCGCAAGAAGAGGAGGCCACGACUCAGCAGGUCGCAGCGGCAGCUAUGAGGUCGCUGCUGAGGCAGCACACCGACGUGGUUGUGACCCUCACAGACAGGCUGACGAUAGCUCAGUCGUCCCAUUCGUUGGAUGCGUUCUUUGGGCAGGAGAUGCGGGGGCGCCCGCUCUUGUCGGUGAUCCCUUCCUACGAGCAUCAGCAGAUCGUGGACGCUAUUCAGGAGGUCGUUUCGCAUCGUCGUCCUGCGGCAGCAACAGCAACCUUACCUCUUGGCCCAGCACGUUUGGUUAUCGAGUGUGCAGGACGUGAGAAGCCGCUGCACUUCUUCGUGGCAAUAACACUUCAGGACCGCAGCUCGCGCGAAGCUGUCCUGGAUGCCGCCGUCGAGGAGGACAACAAGAAGUUCACGCAAGCCUCGACUGACCCAAAGGAGCCAUAUCUUUGGUGUUUGGAAGGCCAUGGCCACUCGUUGAUGGCGAUGAUGCCUGCAGCCGCCAAGGCCCAAGGAGCCAUGUUCACAGACCCGCUGGUCAACUCGAAGUGCCCUUCCUCCGGAUCCUGCAACUCUCCCCGGAGCUCCCAGCAGAGUCGGAAGGACAAGGACACGUGGAAGCAUGCAGACGAGCUCUUGUCGAUCUCCUUGACAAACACUGACCCACUGUCGUCCUCCCUCCAAUCCGCCGAGAAGAAGCACGAGAAGAGAGAAGAUAAGGAGAUUCAGGUCAGCAUGGAGACUGUGUCAUUGGGUAUCACUCAAAGUGUCCAGACAGAGUUCACCUGGGACCAAGAUGGCAUGACAUGCUACCAUUGUCUGAUGUCCCGGCCUCCUCGGCCGGCCAUCGCCGAAGGCAGAGGUUCUAGUUGGACAAAGCCAUCGUCAGGUGGUUCCCGAAGGGUCCGCCGAAACUCUUCGCGCGUUAGCCUGCGUAAUGCAGACGAUGCGUGCCCUGGCUGCGACUGCCACAUGAGGGGCCCAGGGCACUGUGUGGACUUGUAG
This is a messenger RNA of Symbiodinium natans, 1470 nucleotides long. NCBI's taxonomy places the organism in Eukaryota, Dinophyceae, Suessiales, Symbiodiniaceae. The record is from the annotation of a GenBank genome assembly.